AUGGAACGCGAGCUACUGCGUUCCUCGAGUCACCGCGGCUCGUUCCCUUCCACCCCUGUAGGCGUGCUGGACUCGUCGGCACUUACGGGAGCUGACGCGGCGUUAAGCUUCGAGGCCGCCAAGCACCGCGCCGUGAAACAAGGCCAGACGUUUCUAAAGCUCCUCCAAUCGCUGCUCUUCCCGCUGCCCACGCCUGCCGCCAGUCAGUGCCUGCCUGAUUUCCCUGAUGCGCUCCAUUGCAUUGCUCGCUCAGUGUGA
Molecule: messenger RNA, 258 nt
Organism: Closterium sp. Yama58-4
Lineage: Eukaryota; Viridiplantae; Streptophyta; Zygnematophyceae; Desmidiales; Closteriaceae
Source: the annotation of a GenBank genome assembly